This is a messenger RNA of Ascochyta rabiei, 1599 nucleotides long. RefSeq lists its product as uncharacterized. Bases 1 to 1599 code for a protein of 532 amino acids. The record is from RefSeq and is a predicted model, not a curated record. NCBI's taxonomy places the organism in Eukaryota, Fungi, Ascomycota, Dothideomycetes, Pleosporales, Didymellaceae. The transcript has 2 exons.
AUGGCGUCCGACAAAUAUCCUCUCACGCUCAUGAACAUCCCACUCGAGUUGCGGUACCGGAUCUUCCAAUACGUUGCCCGGCGCGACACGCAGCCGGAGAAGCUCUUACGCUACUGGUUCGAGAAAAAGGAGGUCAAGGAGAAGACUGCGCAGCUGGUGGCGCAGAAUCCUAGCGGGGCAGCACCGGUGAUUGUGUUUGACGGAGAUCAGUACGAUCAUGAGGAAGAGUAUGAGGAGGGAGAUGGUAGUGGUGAGGACGAUGAGGAGGGAGAAGAGGACAGCGAUGCUGAAGAGGGUACUGAGGACGAGGGAGAUAGUGACGAGGAUGAAGACCAAGAAGAUGGCGAAGACCUCGAUGAAGAAGCAGCCAGCGAGGAUGGCGACGAAGCUGAAGACCAGGACGCAGAGAAUGACAGCACUGUUGCGCACAUGACUCCAGCGCCCGCAGCUCUGUUCAACACCCAUGCGCCCGCAGCUCCUGCUCUCACAAGCUCGCAACAGACCACAGUGAGCACUUCUCAAGCUCCUGCUGUGUCAUCGAAGAGCACCGGGUCGACAAUUGCAGCUCAAGACUCUGCAUUUGCGGUCUCAGAUCAGCCGUUGGCUGAGACAGAAUCCGACCCUUCAGUGUUGAUGGAUGCAGCGAACAGUUCCGCGACGACCACAGCGCAAGCUCCAACAACUGCAGCUACUGCUUCUGUUCCAGAUAUACUGCAAAUGCACGAUCAAGAAAACGCUGAAGGCGGAGACGCUGAUACACACACGGACGAUCAUAACGAUCCUCAACUUGGGCCCGUAGAUGGUGCUGCUGAAGACGAAGACAUUCAGGAGAAUGAAAACGUUGGAGAGAAGGGAGAUGGUCAAGAGGAUGAUGAAAAUAUUGACCAGGAAAGCGACGACGAAGAUGGCAACAACGCUAAUGAUGGUGAGAGUGAUGAAGAGAUGGACGAGGACCAUGAUGAUACUGCUGCAGGAGCAGCGCGAACUCCUUCGCCAGCACCUAUCAUUACUGCACAUAGAAAAUGGCGUCACAUUCCCAAGUUCAUGCAGAUAACCCACUGCCCACCCCCCGUAGAGCUUCUCCUCGCCUGUAAGCAGCUCAACAAUGAAGCUAAAAGCUGGUUCUAUGAUGUUGCUAUUUUCUGCAUCGAGGCUACAGGAAGCUUUGCACAUACCAGCUUCUUUGAAGAAGCCUUCAGCCAGAUUACAGAAGCUGCGUUUUCCCCCAUGGAGGACAUCCGCAAAGCCGAAAUCACGUUCGUCUGGGACACCGCCUGGCUCCGAUCCGACCAAGCUGGCUGCGCAGAUGCCAUCUUUCCAGCCCUUCUUCGCCAGCGAGCUGCCUUCGUCGUCGGCAUCCUUGCUCAGGCGCCGAACCUCUGCGAUGUGGUCAUCCACUGGCACGAUUCUGCUCAGGACGAUGAGAGCGUUGACUUGAUGAACGAUGUUCUCACAGGAUUCCUUGGUCUCAGUGCUGCCAUCAAGGUCAAGCUUCACUAUAUCGCCGCUGAUGCGAAGCCCUACAGGAAGAGUGUCGCUGGCAGGCGUCGCGUUGAGUUCCAGAACAUUGUCGAAAACGGGUUGGAUCGUCUCUUUUAG